Messenger RNA from Rangifer tarandus platyrhynchus (Svalbard reindeer), 1224 nucleotides. The record is from the annotation of a GenBank genome assembly. NCBI's taxonomy places the organism in Eukaryota, Metazoa, Chordata, Mammalia, Artiodactyla, Cervidae.
AUGGAAGCGGAGAACGCGGGCAGCUAUUCUCUUCAGCAAGCUCAAGCUUUUUAUACAUUUCCACUCCAACAAAUGAUGACUGAAGUUCCUAAUAUGGCAGUUACGAAUGCACAAGAAAUGCCAGCCGAAGUUCCAGCCUCAGCACCUGCUCAGGAACCCACACAAGAGACUCCUCCAAAAGGAAGGAAAAGAAAACCCAGAACAACAGAACCAAAAACGCCAGUGGAGCCCCCAAAACCUGCUGAGACCAAAAAAUCUGGCAAGUCCACAAAGUCAAAAGAAAAGCAAGAAAAAAUUACAGACACAUUUAAAGUGAAAAGAAAAGUGGACCGUUUCAAUGGUGUUUCAGAAGCUGAACUUCUGACCAAGACUCUACCAGACAUUUUGACCUUCAAUCUGGACAUUGUAAUUAUUGGCAUAAAUCCAGGACUGAUGGCUGCUUACAAAGGGCAUCACUACCCUGGGCCUGGAAACCAUUUUUGGAAGUGCCUAUUUAUGUCAGGGCUGAGUGAGGUCCAACUGAGUCACAUGGACGAUCACACUCUACCAGGGAAAUAUGGUAUUGGAUUUACCAAUAUGGUGGAAAGGACAACACCAGGCAGCAAGGAUCUUUCCAGUAAAGAAUUCCGUGAAGGAGGACGUAUUCUAGUGCAGAAAUUACAGAAAUAUCAGCCACGAAUAGCAGUGUUUAAUGGAAAAUGUAUUUACGAAAUUUUUAGUAAGGAAGUUUUUGGAGUAAAGGUUAAGAACUUAGAGUUUGGACUUCAACCCCAUAAGAUCCCAGACACAGAAACUCUCUGCUAUGUGAUGCCGUCAUCCAGUGCCAGAUGUGCGCAGUUUCCUCGUGCCCAGGACAAGGUGCAUUACUACAUUAAGCUGAAGGACUUACGAGAUCAGCUGAAAGGCAUUGAACGAAACACAGACGUUCAAGAAGUGCAGUAUACGUUUGACCUUCAGCUCGCCCAGGAGGACGCAAAGAAGAUGGCUGUGAAGGAAGAAAAAUACGACCCGGGUUAUGAAGCAGCGUACGGCGGUGCUUACAGUGAAAGCCCCUGCCCUGGUGAGCCUUGGGGAUUCUCUUCGGAUGAGCUGGCUGCUGACAAUGGAGAAUCAACUUUCGGUGACAUUCCAAACGGACAGUGGAUGACCCAGUCGUUUACAGACCAGAUUCCUUCAUUUAGUAAUCACUGUGGGAUGCAAGAACAAGAAGGAAACCACGUUUAA